This is a messenger RNA of Lymnaea stagnalis (great pond snail), 11998 nucleotides long. The record is from the annotation of a GenBank genome assembly. NCBI's taxonomy places the organism in Eukaryota, Metazoa, Mollusca, Gastropoda, Lymnaeidae.
AGCCUCGUAUUUCAUUAGACUCUCCUUUGAGACCUUGAACUUGACCUACACCGAUGACCUUAAUAACAAAAGCUCGGAGUCCUUUAAAUACAUACAGCAGAAAUUCUGUGAUGAUGUAAGUAUCGAUACACACAUUGAAGUCGUCAUUCUGAUUACUGGCGGUAUCGUAAUCACUUGCCAUUUUUUAGAAAACAUGUUCAUUAAUGUUUUUGUUCCCAGACAAUGUAUAUUUUAUGUCGUCAUCAUAUCUCCAUUGAUUCUUAUAAAAAUAAUUUUAAAAAAUUAAUAAAAAGCUUACAAAUAAAUAUUAAAAACAUUAAUUAUUUUUGAAUUCAACUGAUAUUUAUAAUUUUUUUUAAAGGUUGAAAGAAUCUUGGACGAUCACAAACAAUAUUUCCCCACGUACAAGAGUUGCCAGAUAGACGUGUUUGGGUAUGUUAAACAUUUCGAUUAUUGCCUUAUAUAUAUGACUGUGUAUUUGGUCUAUCUCGAUAUGCUUCAAUGUGCACCAUGUUCCACUCCUUCUUCUAAGAUUGAUGACGCAAUUGUGGAUUGAUUCAAGUAAUUAACAAAUAAAAUUGCAAAUACUCUCAAAGCUGUAAACAAAUGUGGGAUAAAACUUGAAACUUUUCACACAAUAGUGGAAUAUAUUUUAAGUCAUUGUAUUAGAGGAAAUUGCCGGUCCGUUAAGUGAUACAGUUUCAACACAUGAGCAGUGAUUCUCCAACUGUGAAGGUUCAUAUUUCCUCUAACAUACAGAUAAUGUAUGAAGUUGGUCCACUGAGCAGUAGUUCUCCAACUCUGUUGGAUCAUAUCUACCCUAAUAUACCAAUUUUGUAUUACGCCGGUCCACUCAUCAGUUACUCUGUAGGUCCAUGCUCACCGCACCCCAAAGUGGCGCCUCUGCCUUUGGUGUCAUAUUUAUGAACCAACUCAAUAAAAAUAAUUACGCUCAGUUGUUAUGUAUCCUUUGACAAUUUCAGUACCAAUAUAGAACGUUUCAGCUUUGCCUCUUAUCUUACGUAUUUAAAUGAAUGCUUCUCUGGUGGGAUCAGGGGCGACCCACAGAGGGUCAACUUCAGCCUCCAGUUUGGCGAAGGCACCGACCGGGAGCAGGUGAGAGACCUGGUGGUCAGCUUGAUCAUCGAGAACGCCAUCAGGAAGCAGUACCAGGGAGUGUUCUCUCUGCUCGUGGGCAACCUGCUGAUCGCGAUGGACAGCAUCACCGUGGAGUUCUCUACAGUACCCACCAGCCCCAGCCUCUACGGUAAAUAGAACUAUAGGCCUGCAGUAAAUUCUUGAAAAGUGUGAUAAACCUUGUGAAAGACGACAUGGCGGUCUAAAUAACAAAAAAAUAUUUUUGAGUUUCUACUUUAUCAUAACUUUUUGCUGAUGGAUGGAGAAGCGAGACUUAUUUUCUUUGGGGUGGGGAUGGGGGUGGGGGUUUUACCGGUGUGAAAGGGUGGGGGGGGGGGGGAAGACAAAGCCUGGGGAGAGUCUGCGAAUUCUUAAGGGUUGGUAAACAUCUUUUGGUAUUGAACUUAUUGUAACAAAGAUAUCGAUCUUCGUUGAGUUCAAGGGAACUUAUAUAACUUUUUGCUGAUGGAUGGAGAAGCGAGACUUAUUUUCUUUGGGGUGGGGAUGGGGGUGGGGGUUUUACCGGUGUGAAAGGGUGGGGGGGGGGAGAAGACAAAGCCUGGGGAGAGUCUGCGAAUUCUUAAGGGUUGGUAAACAUCUUUUGGUAUUGAACUUAUUGUAACAAAGAUAUCGAUCUUCGUUGAGUUCAAGGGAACUUAAACUGAUGUUGGGUCGAUUGAUUUCGUAACACAUUGUAGUCACCACACGAGACUUGUAACGUGUACCGAAAGAUUGUAGUCACCACACGAGACUUGUGACGUGUACCGAAAGAUUGUAGUCACCACACGAGACUUGUGACGUGUACCGAAAGAUUGUAGUCACCACACGAGACUUGUGACGUGUACCGAAAGAUUGUAGUCACCACACGAGACUUGUGAUGUGUACCGAAAGAUUGUAGUCAACCAGACGAGACUUGUAACGUGUACCGAAAGAUUGUAGUCACCACACGAGACUUGUGACGUGUACCGAAAGAUUGUAGUCAACACACGAGACUUGUGACGUGUACCGAAAGAUUGUAGUCACCACACGAGACUUGUGACGUGUACCGAAAGAUUGUAGUCACCACACGAGACUUGUGACAUGUACCAAAAGAUUCAAUCGCGGGCUUUGUGUAUCAUUUUGACCACCUGGUGGCAGUCUCUUUUGACACUUAAUGUUUUUAUCAGCAGCAGCUGUUGACACAUGUGUAAAGAUUCAAUUGUUACCUAAAGCUGUUGGCACAUGUGUAAAGAUUCAAUUAUUACCUAAAGCUGUUGACACACGUGUAAAGUUUCAAUUGUUACCUAAAGCUGUUGACACAUGUGUAAAGAUUGAAAUUGUCUACUUCCAGACGCCAUCAGCUACAACUACACAUUCUACAUGUACCCGGGCAACUACACGCCCGAGCUGUUGGACAAGAACUCACCGGCCUUUAAGGAGACGGCCUACAAGUUCUGUAAAGAUGUAAGUGUAAGCUUAAACACGAGUCAUUACCUCAACAUGAACCCGAUACCAGAUACAAAAAAAAAGAGUCAUUACCUCGACUGAACAUGAUACGUGAUAAGCAGCGAUACGUCUACGCACAGACACUUUAUGUCUUAACCUAGUAAAGUUUCAUUUUUCCAAGUUCGCUAUUGAUGAAGUUUCAUUUCUGGAAUUUAUCUUAUCCUUAAAAUUUAAAAAAAAAAUAUUUCCACUUGAAACGAUUGCAGAUUGAUAAAAUCUUUGAAAGCCUUGGUCUGAGAGCCGUGAGGAAGCGCUACUACGGCUGCGUAGUGGACGAGUUUGGGUAAGUCCUGGCUAGCAAAUGUGCCUUACGCCGAAAGAGAUCAAACUAGGGCGUAAGUGGUUGCAGUUUGUUUUUAUUUUUUCCAUUUAUAUAUGUCCGAUAUCUUGAGAAAAUACCCGGUGGUUGAAAGUGUUAAAAAAAAGACUUUACUUCUCAUUUUCUACAGUGCGCUACGAAGUCUACUGCACCGUGUCGUAGUUGGUUAUUUCUUGACACAAACGAUCGACGAAGGCAACGCACUCUCACUGCGAGAUAGGACAGUAGAUUUCUUUGCAUCUCAUAGAAAAUGAGUCAAAUACUCCUUUUUUGUGUGUGUUGCUGUUGUAACACUUGAACCCAUCGGCUUAACCGGGUGCAGUUGUUUACACCGGGUUUAACCGGGUCCGGGUAUUUUGAGACAAAUGGCAGUCUAAAGAAGAAGAAAAAGCCCACCUAACACAGGAGUUGAGACGUCACGCAUGACGCUCACUGCCGGACGCUCACUGCAGGACAGCCAUUUUUCCCCCUUUCCUCAGUAUCAUUAAUAUAAAACAUGCGUNGAAGCAAAAAAAUAAUAUAUAUAUAUAUAUAAAGAGAUACUUUAAUUAGAAAUAGUUUGUACGCAGGCAAAUAUAGCUGAAAUAUAUCACAUACAAGGCCAUCUUUCAGCAGGGAAGGGACUCAUUCAAGCCAACUAGAGGGGAAUGGGUGGGGGGGGGGGGGGGGGAAUCAACUGCUCAUCAGUUCACGCAGAGGUCAAAGGUUGAAUUUUCAAUCAUUACACAGCCCUUCCCAAUUCAUUCGACCGAUUCAACUAUGUCGUAAAUUCUAUUUUAUCUUAGAUAAACGACAUGCAUUAUUUUAUUUUAUCCUGUUCAUCAAUUAUUUUCAAAAGACAGCAUUUGCAUAUAUUUGCAUACAUUAUAAUUUGGUGUUGUUGAGGGAAAUCCCCCCCCCCCCCAGCUCCAAAAAAAAUAAAUAAAUAAAUAAAAAUAAUUAUUUCCCUCAUUACUUAUUCAUAACGCGUCUUCUCCUGUCCAUGUCCAUGUCCAUGUCCAGUCCGAACAGAGAAGUCAACUUCCGUGUCGCCCUCACCGACACCGACGUGGUCCGGCCGUCCAGUAUGUUCAACAUCUUCGCCUACCACGGCGACCAGGUCAACCUGAACGGCGUCUACCACCUGCCCAUGGGCGGCGUCUACGUGGCGGUGGACAUGGAGCCCACCUCCUCGCUGUUCAAGCUGGAGAGCUUCACGACCCACCCUUACCCCUUCGUGACGACCACACCCACAGGUAGUUGACUUGGACUUGAUCGAGUUGUCCUUUCUUGUUAACAACUUUUUUUGUCUUGCUUUUUUUAAAUUAUUUGUUUGAUCCAUAAAAGAAUCUCAUCUUAACAUGUACGUCUCGUGUGGUCUCGUCUCAUCUCGUCUCAUCUCGUCUCAUCUCGUCUUAUUUCGUCUCGUCUCGUCUUUUAGCGCGUGACUCAGUUCUCAUCUUUAUUUUUCAUGUAACACUUUUCUUCACACUUCGAUAUGAUUAUUUUGACAUUUUUUCUUCUCUAUUACAGUAAACAAAAAUUAGUUCUAUAUAAUGUACAUUUUAUUUUUAAAAAAAGAAUUUACAAUCUAUUUAAUUUUAGAAUGUAGCAAUUUUCUUCUCUUUCUUUUUACUUUGUACAUUAAUUAAAUCAUUUGAGUAAAUCGCAAAAAUAUUUUCUGAUUUGAAUUUUGAAUAUUUUAUCAUGAAAAAAAAAUCUAUUUUUACCAUUCUGGUAAAUAAAUUACAUUUUUUUUAAAAUAACAUUUUUAAACUCUGGCUCAAACCAAAUUCGUUACAACUUAAGAGCUCAAAUCGUCAAUGCAUCUGUCGGCGAGAGGGUCAGUCGCCAUGACGGGUUUGAUGACCUUGACACAUUGUUUAAACAUUCAGAUUUAACCAGCCGCCACAUUCGAUAAGUCCUCUUAUCUCUGUCUUAACAAUCCCCAGUCCUGUACACCGUCAUCACGGUCUCACUGCAAGUCUUAGAACCAGGCUGGACGUCUGAUCUGGAAGACCACGCGAGUGCCAGGUAUCGACUCCUGUCGGAGCCGUUCUGCAAUGAUGUGAGUAGAUCUACCUAGCUACCGGCUGUCAUUUGUAGCCCGCAUUUAUUAUAUGUAAAAUUUUUAACAACGAAAUGCGUUAUCGGAAAAUGCCCCCACCCUCCCUGUAACCGAACUUAUCAGAUGUCAUCCAUAGAUAUGAAAAUGCAAAGAACAAGACAUUUUAAAUACGAACAUUCUUUCACUCGUCGACUUGUUGUGUAAAGGAGUUUUUUUUCUCGAUUCUAUAAAAUUAUUUGAUUCAGUAGAUACAGUUUGUUUGCUUUUGAUAUGAUCCUGCAACUGAUCCACAUGUCAUGUCAGUGUCACACAAGGCAGUCAGCGUUGAUAAUGUGACGCCAUAAUGCACAGUCUCACAAAUGUCUCUUUGCUAUCUAGGUCACGGCAUGGGUCACAGAGUGGAAGAAAGAUUAUAUCAAAUGCAGCAAUGUCAACUUCAGGUAAGUAAACAAAUUUUGAAUUGAAUUAUUUUUUCCCCAACUAACUGAACAAAAUAUUGUGGCGAGCGGUGAGGUCUUGUUUCUGUCUUUACAAACACAGUACAAUCUUUUGUCUUUACAAACACAGUACAAUCUUUUGUCUUUACAAACACAGUACAAUCAUUUGUCUUUACAAACACAGUACAAUCUUUUGUCUUUACAAACACAGUACAAACUUUUGUCUUUACAAACACAGUACAAUCUUUUGUCUUUACAAACACAGUACAAUCUUUUGUCUUUACAAACAACAUACAAUCUUUUGUCUUUACAAACACAGUACAAUCUUUUGUCUUUACAAACACAGUACAAUCUUUUGUCUUUACAAACACAGUACAAUCUUUUGUCUUUACAAACACAGUACAAUCUUUUGUCUUUACAAACACAGUACAAUCUUUUGUCUUUACAAACACAAUACAAUCUUUUGUCUUUAAAAACACAGUACAAUCUUUUGUCUUUACAAACACAAUACAAUCUUUUGUCUUUACAAACACAAUACAAUCUUUUGUCUUUACAAACACAAUACAAUCUUUUGUCUUUACAAACACAGUACAAUCUUUUGUCUUUACAAACACAGUACAAUCUUUUGUCUUUACAAACACAGUACAAUCUUUUGUCUUUACAAACACAGUACAAUCUUUUGUCUUUACAAACACAGUACAAUCUUUUGUCUUUACAAACACAGUACAAUCUUUUGUCUUUACAAACACAGUACAAUCUUUUGUCUUUACAAACACAGUACAAUCUUUUGUCUUUACAAACACAGUACAAUCUUUUGUCUUUACAAACACAGUACAAUCUUUUGUCUUUACAAACACAGUACAAUCUUUUGUCUUUACAAACACAAUACAAUCUUUUGUCUUUAAAAACACAGUACAAUCUUUUGUCUUUACAAACACAAUACAAUCCUUUGUCUUUACAAACAACAUACAAUCUUUUGUCUUUACAAACAACAUAUAAUCUUUUGUCUUUACAAACAACAUACAAUCUUUUGUCUUUACAAACACAGUACAAUCUUUUGUCUUUACAAACACAGUACAAUCUUUUGUCUUUACAAACACAAUACAAUCUUUUGUCUUUAAAAACACAGUACAAUCUUUUGUCUUUACAAACACAAUACAAUCCUUUGUCUUUACAAACAACAUAUAAUCUUUUGUCUUUACAAACAACAUACAAUCUUUUGUCUUUACAAACACAGUACAAUCUUUUGUCUUUACAAACACAAUACAAUCUUUUGUCUUUACAAACACAGUACAAUCUUUUGUCUUUACAAACACAAUACAAUCUUUUGUCUUUACAAACACAAUACAAUCUUUUGUCUUUACAAACACAGUACAAUCUUUUGUCUUUACAAACACAAUACAAUCCUUUGUCUUUACAAACAACAUACAAUCUUUUGUCUUUACAAACAACAUACAAUCUUUUGUCUUUACAAACACAGUACAAUCUUUUGUCUUUACAAACAACAUACAAACUUUUGUCUUUACAAACACAAUACAAUCUUUUGUCUUUACAAACACAGUACAAUAUUUUGUCUUUACAAUCACAAUACAAUCUUUUGUCUUUACAAACAACAUACAAUCUUUUGUCUUUACAAACAACAUAUAAUCUUUUGUCUUUACAAACAACAUACAAUCUUUUGUCUUUACAAACACAGUACAAUCUUUUGUCUUUACAAACACAAUACAAUCUUUUGUCUUUACAAACACAGUACAAUCUUUUGUCUUUACAAACACAAUACAAUCUUUUGUCUUUACAAACACAAUACAAUCUUUUGUCUUUACAAACACAGUACAAUCUUUUGUCUUUACAAACACAAUACAAUCCUUUGUCUUUACAAACAACAUACAAUCUUUUGUCUUUACAAACAACAUACAAUCUUUUGUCUUUACAAACACAAUACAAUCUUUUGUCUUUACAAACAACAUACAAUCUUUUGUCUUUACAAACACAAUACAAUCUUUUGUCUUUACAAACAACAUACAAUCUUUUGUCUUUACAAACAACAUACAAGCUUUUGUCUUUACAAACACAAUACAAUAUUUUGUCUUUACAAACACAAUACAAUCUUUUGUCUUUACAAACACAGUACAAUCUUUUGUCUUUACAAACACAGUACAAUCUUUUGUCUUUACAAACACAAUGCAAUCUUUUGUCUUUACAAACACAAUACAAUCUUUUGUCUUUACAAACAACAUACAAUCUUUUGUCUUUACAAACACAAUACAAUCUUUUGUCUUUACAAACAACAUACAAUCUUUUGUCUUUACAAACAACAUACAAUCUUUUGUCUUUACAAACAACAUACAAUCUUUUGUCUUUACAAACACAAUACAAUCUUUUGUCUUUACAAACAACAUACAAUCUUUUGUCUUUACAAACAACAUACAAUCUUUUGUCUUUACAAACACAAUACAAUCUUUUGUCUUUACAAACACAAUACAAUCUUUUGUCUUUACAAACACAAUACAAUCUUUUGUCUUUACAAACACAGUACAAUCUUUUGUCUUUACAAACACAAUGCAAUCUUUUGUCUUUACAAACACAAUACAAUCUUUUGUCUUUACAAACACAGUACAAUCUUUUGUCUUUACAAACAAAGUACAAUCUUUUGUCUUUACAAACACAGUACAAUCUUUUGUCUUUACAAACAACAUACAAUCUUUUGUCUUUACAAAAAACAUACAAUCUUUUGUCUUUACAAACAACAUACAAUCUUUUGUCUUUACAAACAACAUACAAGCUUUUGUCUUUACAAACACAAUACAAUCUUUUGUCUUUACAAACACAAUACAAGCUUUUGUCUUUACAAACACAAUACAAUCUUUUGUCUUUACAAACACAAUACAAUCUUUUGUCUUUACAAACACAGUACAAUCUUUUGUCUUUACAAACACAAUGCAAUCUUUUGUCGUUACAAACACAAUACAAUCUUUUGUCUUUACAAUCGCAAUACAAUCUUUUGUCUUUACAAACACAAUACAAGCUUUUGUCUUUACAAACACAAUACAAUCUUUUGUCUUUACAAACACAAUACAAUCUUUUGUCUUUACAAACACAAUACAGUCUUUUGUCUUUACAAACACAAUACAAUCUUUUGUCUUUACAAUCACAAUACAAUCUUUUGUCUUUACAAUCACAAUACAAUCUUUUGUCUUUACAAACACAAUACAAGCUUUUGUCUUUACAAACACAAUACAAUCUUUUUUCUUUACAAUCACAAUACAAUCUUUUGUCUUUACAAUCACAAUACAAUCUUUUGUCUUUACAAACACAAUACAAUCAUUUGUCUUUACAAACACAAUGCAAUCUUUUGCCAUUACAAACACAAUGCAAUCCUUUGUCUUUACAAACACAAAACAAUCUUUUGUCUUUACAAUCACAAUACAAUCUUUUGUCAUUACAAUCACAAUACAAUCUUUUGUCUUUACAAACACAAUACAAGCUUUUGUCUUUACAAACACAAUACAAUCUGUUGUCUUUACAAACACAAUGCAAUCUUUUGUCAUUACAAACACAAUGCAAUCCUUUGUCUUUACAAUCACAAUACAAUCUUUUGUCAUUACAAUCACAAUACAAUCUUUUGUCUUUACAAACACAAUACAAGCUUUUGUCUUUACAAACACAAUACAAUCUGUUGUCUUUACAAACACAAUGCAAUCUUUUGUCAUUACAAACACAAUGCAAUCCUUUGUCUUUACAAACACAAUACAAUCUUUUGUCUUUACAAACACAAUACAAUCUUUUGUUUUUACAAACACAAUACAAUCUUUUGUCUUUACAAACAGAAUACAUUCAUUUGUCUUUACUUUGUAAGAAGACAUCACGGUAAAAUCCUGGCAUAGUUGUUGCUUCGAUAGGAACACAUCAUCAAAUCAGAACACAUCUCAGUCUUGCAGUACAUUUUAAUCUACUGACUUUUGUCUUCUCCUCGAUAUUUAACAUUGAGAAAAAUAUGCGUGAUCAACAGAUUUGAUAUUUCUAUGUUGAAUUUUAUAUAUAUAUAUAAAAAAAAAGGAAUUUCCAAGGGAUGUAACCAGAAAACUUGUUAUAUUUUUUAUUUAUAAGUUGUUAUAUCCCCUGUUUGAUCAGAAUAAAACGAAAGAAUAAAUUAAUGAUACAAAAUUAACCCAAUAGGCUUUGUCAUUUCUAAGACCGGAAAACGUCAUAGCGUACUAUUUUUAGAAGAUCCGCGGACAAAUAUUGCUUAAAACAUGGCAGCUUAUGGUGUGUUUCAGCAUAUCGUUCGGGCGAUCCUUGUAUCUAGAGUGACUGUUACAUAUGACGUUCACGCAAUGAAGUCGCAUUUGAGAAAACAGAAGUAAAAAAAAAAUGUGUAAAAUAUUUCGUAAAAUAGAGUUGUAAACAAGUUUCAGGGACACUUCGCUAACAUAGUAAUACUGAACAGUGUUGACAUUUUGUCCCCGCUGAGUACCCGGAGGAUCAGUAAUGGUGACAUCAGUUCUAUUAAUAGAUUUCCGCCAUUAAAUGACAAGCCCUAUAAAACAGUAUAAAAGUGGUGGCUAUUUUCUUGUUGCCAGUAAGGAUCCGUUCACCAUCACGGCAGAGCUGAGCUUCACGGGACUUCAGGGGCCAAACUUGGACCAGGAGAUCUACACCAUCCUAAUGGAGAGGGCCAACAGGUGAGCCAGUUCUAUCCCCUUGUCUCAUUGAAACAUCAAAGUACCUGGCUCAAACAAUAACUCUCUAAGCAAUGAUGUACAGCUGUAGCACUGUAUUCUAUGGACGCCCAAAAAUAAAAAUUCCAAGAAAUUAUGACGAUUUGGGAUUCUGAUAAACAGCGUUAAAUUACUUGAAUCCAUGGUUUGUUUAUUUACUUUAGUACAGUGGUUCUCAAUCGUCAUAAUGCCGCCACCCUUUAAUACAGUUUCCACCUGUUGUGGCGACCCCCCCCCCACCACAAAAUUAUUUUCGUUGCUGCUUCAUACCUGUAGGGUACAUGUGUUUUCCGAUGGUCUCAGGCGAGAGGGGUGUUCGACCCACAAAGGGUUCGUGACUCACUGGUGGAGAACCGCUGCUUGAGUAGAUCAGAAGUUCUCGCAUUGCGCCCCCCCCCCACAUUGUUUGGCGGGCUAUUUCUAGUCUUAUAACUAACAUCAUUGUUUUACUUUCACCGAGAGAAUUACAAUUUAUUACACAUAACAAGACUGUGUGUGUGUGUGUGUGUGAGUGACAUAUAUCUUUUUUUUUUUUUUUUUUUUUUUUUUUUUUUUUUUUUUUUUUUUUAGUCUUUUUUUUUUUUUUUUUUAAAAUUUUUUUUUUUUUUUUUUUUUUUUUUUUUUUUUUUUUUUCUCGUUCAUUUAUCCAGAGCUACAUUUCUUCGAUUCGAAAAUUUGCAGAAUAUUCAUCGACAACAUGUACGCCCUUGACAUUGGGGAUAUGCUGAUCUACGACCAGUCGCUCGUACUCUCCAAGCGAACCGUUUCCGUAGAUGAGACCACGCCCGUCUCAGUAACGACAACCGACGGAACCACAGUUCAAACAAAGCCGACCACGACGGCAGGUGAGUUAGUGGAGUGGUGCAGGUGACUCAGUGGAUUGGUAUGUGGACCUUGCACAAUGAUUAGUGCAGGUGACUCAGUGGAUUGGUAUGUGGAUCUUGCACAAUGAUUGGUGUAGGUGAGUCCGUGGAUUGGUAUGUGGACCUUGCAGAAUGAUUGGUGCAGGGAAGUCAAUGUUAUUCUUUAAUUUCAAUGUUGUUCGUUGUACUGAUGAAGGCGUGGCCGAAAUGUAUGUAUGUAUGUAUGUAUGUAUGUGUCUUUUGUUGUAAGAUAAUUUCAGCUGACAUACACUGCGUUCCUUACACACACACACUUGUAUGAGUUGAGUGCGGUACUCACUGUAUGUUUACCUGUCCCCCCAGAGCUUGACCCCUGCCUCUACUCUGCUAACCUGGACUACGUCCCCCAUCCGACCAAGUGCGACCAGUUCUAUCAGUGCAUCAACGGCAUGGCCUUCCCCAUAACGUGCAAGCCGGGUUCAAUCUUCGACGGCGGCACCUGCAUCGCCGCACCACCUGGUUUUGUCUGCAGGCGAUAGCGGUCAUCUCUUCGUGUGUUUUAAUGUAGUCUAUUUCUUUAGUUUAUGUUUUUAACGUGUUAGUUAGGACUAAAAAUAGACAGGUCACGUGAUAAGCCUAUUGGCCAUUGAAAUGUUUGUUUAUCAAUAUCUGACCUUUCUCAGACUGUCGGACAUGUGAUCUGUUUCGUUAUCAUCGCGAGAUGCAUUCCCACGAGAACCAGAAGUGAGCUGAACCACCCUCCCUUCCUUCCCCACUCCCUCUGUUCGACAACAGAUGUGUUAAAAAUCAAUGUACAUGAGUUGGUCACCAUUUAAACGUGCACACGUUUCUGACCUGUACACAUGACCUUGAAUACGAACUUUAUCCUUGAACUAACUCAGAUUGACCUGUUCUAAACUACACCAAAUGGUUUGGUGGGCCUGUUCUGAUCUACACCAAAUGGUUUGGUGGGCCUGUUCUGAUCUACACCAAAUGGUUUGGUGGGCCUGUUC